Messenger RNA from Heteronotia binoei (common prickly gecko), 1186 nucleotides. Its product is annotated as serpin B3-like. Gene Ontology annotation, molecular function: serine-type endopeptidase inhibitor activity. Gene Ontology annotation, biological process: negative regulation of endopeptidase activity. The record is from RefSeq and is a predicted model, not a curated record. The transcript has 7 exons. Lineage: Eukaryota; Metazoa; Chordata; Lepidosauria; Squamata; Gekkonidae. The coding region runs from base 14 to 1186 and encodes 390 amino acids.
AACCGACGCCACCAUGAGCUCCCUCACUGAGGCCAAUACCAGGUUUUGUGUGGACCUUUUCAACGUCUUGGCCAAGGAAAAUCCUAAAAAGAAUGUCUUUUGCUCCCCAAUGAGUAUCUCAGCGGCUUUGGCCAUGGUGUAUUUGGGUGCCAGAGGUGACUCUGCUAAACAGAUGGAAAGGGCUCUUUGUUUCGAUAAGAUCACUGGAUCUGGGAGCAGUUCCCCAGCUAAAGGAACUCAGUGUGAUACACCUGGAGGACUGCACUCCCAGUUCAAGGAGCUCUUGGCUGCCGUCAACCAGCACAACAAAAGCUACGCGCUGAGCAUUGCCAACAGGCUAUAUGGAGCAGAGGAGUAUGCAUUCCGUCAGCAAUAUUUACGUUGCACAGAGGAGCUGUAUAGUGCUCAGCUGGAAAGAGUUGACUUUCUGCACGCUGCAGAGUCAGUAAGAAAGAAGAUUAAUUCCUGGGUCGAGAGUCAAACCAAUGGUAAAAUCAAGAAUCUUUUUCCUCCUGACUCAAUUGAUGAAUCAACCGCUUUGGUCCUGGUGAAUGCCUUAUAUUUUAAAGGAAAGUGGAAAAAAGAAUUUGCAAAAAAUGAUACAAAGGAAGCACCUUUUUGGAUAAGCCAGAAUCAGAGCAAAAAUGUGCAGAUGAUGAGUCAGAAAGAUGUUUAUAAUUGGAAUGAAAUACAAAACCCCCCAAUUGACGUGCUUGAACUUCCCUAUGACCAGUGUGAUCUAAGUAUGCUCAUUUUGCUACCACUUGGCAAAGGAGGUCUGAACCAGCUUCAGGAAGAGCUCACCUAUGCAAAAUUUAAAGAAUGGACCUGUCCAUCAAACAUGAGGAAGCAAGAGCUGGAUGUUUAUCUACCAAAGUGGAAGCUCGAAGAAGAAUAUGGACUCUCUGCCACUUUACAAGCUUUAGGAAUGAAGGAUGUUUUUACUAGAGGAAAGGCCGAUUUAACUGGCAUGUCUGAAAGUCGGGAUCUUUUUGUUAGUGCUGUAGUUCAUAAAGCUUACAUAGAAGUAAAUGAGGAAGGUACAGAGGCUGCAGCGGCUACGGGUGUAGUGGCAAGCCCUACCAGUGCAAGACAAGUGUUUAUAGCUAAUCGGCCAUUCCUUUUUUGCAUAAGGCACAAUAAAACCCAGAGCAUACUCUUUGUGGGGACAGUUCGCAACCCUUAA